Lutzomyia longipalpis is the source of this 982-nucleotide messenger RNA. RefSeq lists its product as uncharacterized. Bases 128 to 952 code for a protein of 274 amino acids. NCBI's taxonomy places the organism in Eukaryota, Metazoa, Arthropoda, Insecta, Diptera, Psychodidae. The record is from RefSeq and is a predicted model, not a curated record. The transcript has 3 exons.
CUCUCUCUUUAUUUUCUUGUGUGGAAAAUCAUAAAUUCUCGGUACCUUCCACAGAGCUUCGUCUGCUUCGUCAGUGAUCGUGACACUCACAGUUCGUUCACACGCUGAAGCCCCCCGAAAAAUAAUAAUGAAGAAGUUCCAGAUGCUCUUCUCUCAAUCCCUGAAAUGUCCAGUAAUUGGGAUGAUUCACGUUCCUGCCCUUCCAGGAACUCCUGGGUAUGGAGGGAAUUUCGAAGAGAACCUCAAAAUUGUUCGGAAGGAAGCUGAAAUCUAUCAAAGAUCUGCUGUUGAUGCUGUGAUGCUUGAGAACAUGCAUGAUAUCCCGUAUGUUCAGGAGGUGAGCCUGGGCCCGGAGAUUGUAGCAGCAAUGACAAGGGUAGCUGUGGAAGUGCGAAAAAUCCUUCAGAAUCUCCCGGUGGGCAUUCAAAUCCUCGCCUGUGGGAAUCAGCAAGCCCUGGCUGUUGCCAAAGCAGCUGGAUGUCAAUUUAUCCGUGCUGAGGGGUUUGUUUUCAGCCACGUGGCCGAUGAGGGCUUCACAGAUGCCUGUGCAGGACGUCUCCUGAGGUACAGGAAGCAAAUUGAUGCUGAAAACGUGGCGAUUUUGACGGAUGUGAAGAAGAAGCACUGCUCCCAUGCAAUUACACAGGAUUUGAGUCUCCUGGAGACAGCAAAAGCAGCAGAAUUCUUCCUCUCAGAUGGUGUGAUCAUCACAGGUACAGCUACAGGGGACCCCGUUAACCCAAAUGAUCUUCGAGAACUUUCCGGGAAGCUUAACAUCCCAAUUCUCAUUGGAUCAGGAGCAACAGCUGAUAAUGUCCAGGAGUACUUUGGCAAUUGUCAGGGAAUCAUUGUUGGAUCGAAUUUUAAGAAAUCCGGCACGUGGGAUGGAGAACUCUGUCCGGAAAGGAUUGAAUCCUUCAUGGGGAGGAUCAAUGAAAUGCGGAAGUUAUGAAUAAAAUAAUAAUUUAAUGGAAAAAUCUUU